Messenger RNA from Vitis vinifera (wine grape), 772 nucleotides. RefSeq lists its product as uncharacterized. The coding region runs from base 86 to 505 and encodes 139 amino acids. Lineage: Eukaryota; Viridiplantae; Streptophyta; Magnoliopsida; Vitales; Vitaceae. The record is from RefSeq and is a predicted model, not a curated record. The transcript is spliced from 2 exons.
UUCAUUAUGUUCUUCUCUGCCCCUCUAUUUUCUCUCUCAAAAACUCCUCUGAUUCAAUCCUUUUUUUUUUUUUUUUAAUUCAAUCAUGGUAUCAGAGCUCCAUGAGACUUACGUCACCACUCCUACCAUGUCCACCACUACAACUGCAACCAUAACUACGAAUCCAGCAAUGGCGUCUUCCUUUUUUAUUAAUCUCAACUUCACUCUGUCGAUCAAGUUGGAAAGAGGAAUGAAACCUUGCCCGAAUGAGUUUAUCAACGUUGCAGGUGAUUCAUUUGGCCUUAAUCAAAUGGUAAAUCAAAUGGCAAAGACAAGAUCAGUUGAUCCUUGGGUGGAUGAUUGCUUCAAUGUCAGAAGGUGUUGUUGGUCAGAUUGUAGGUUGUACCACUUCUUAGCAAGUCUGAGCAGCUCUGGAGCAUCUUUUUGCCUCACCUUUGAAGGCAAGAUUACUUCAGUUGUGAAUAGAAAUGCAGACAACCAAGAAAGGCUCUCUCUCAAUGAUUGAUUACAUUAGCAAAAUGAAGUCUAUUGUAGAUAAUCUAAUAGCAUCUAGAGCACCUCUUACUGAUGAAAAUCUUAUAAUGAAUUUGUAGACUGGUGUUAGAGUAGAAUAUGAUCCAGUAUUUGUCAUUAUUGCAACACGACCAGAACUCUUCACUCUAUCAGAAGUGUGUGCACUGUUGCAGAAUCAUGAAACCCGUAUUAAGCAACUGAAUUCUUGCACACAAAUUGUCUCCAAAAUGUCUCUGCUAAUUUUACAGUAGGUGGUUCU